AUAUUUAAUUUAAUGGUGAAAGUGGAGUAGAUGCUGGAGGUCUAUCAAGAGAGUUUUAUGCAUUAGUAUUUAAAGAUUUAUUAGAUCCAAAAAAAGGGUUUUUCUAGCCUUCUUCUAAUGGCAUCACAAUGCAACCUUCUCCAAACUCAAUAAUAAUAGUAGAUUAUUUGUUACACUUUUAAAUGGCAGGAAGAUUAAUUGCUAAAACACUUAUUGAUGACUUUACUUGUGAAGUUGAUUUUACCAAAUCCUUUUUGAAACAAAUUCUUGGAUAACCGCUUUAUAUUAAUGAUUUGGAAGAUAUUGACCCUUAAAUGGCUAAAGGGUUAAUGGAUAUUCUCUAAAAUAGUGUAGAAGAAUUAUACUUAGAUUUUACUUAUACUAUUAAUUAAUUUGGAGAAUAGAAAGUUAUCGAGUUGAUUCCUAACGGAAGCAAUAUUGAAGUUACGGAAGAAAACAAAAAAAAUUAUGUGAAAGAAUUAGCAUACUUUAGGAUGGUAAAAUAAAUUGAAACUUAAGUUUAAGCAUUUAAAAAAGGCUUUUAUGAAGUUAUUCCCUUAGAAUAUAUAAAAAUAGUUUCUGUAAGAGAAUUAGGUCAUAGAUUAUCAGGAAAUCAUAUUAUUGAUAUUAAUGAUAUGAAAAAAAUAUGGUUUUUAAAGAUGGAUAUAAAUAAGAUUCAGAUUAAAUUAAAUGGUUAUUUGAAAUUUUAGAGGAAUAUGAUUAAGAACAAAGGGCAGGAUUUUUAUUCUUUACUACUGGAUCAUUUAAAGUUCCUUUUGGUGGUUUUUAGAACUUAGAAAUUAUUAUUACUAAAACUAAUAGUGAUAAGUUAUCUUUACCUGUUUCUCAUACUUGUUUUCAAGAAUUAGGUAUUUAAAAAUUACAUGUAUUUUAUAUGAUUUUUUAUUUUAGAGAUACCUUUGUAUCCAAAUAAAGAGAUUAUGAAAAAAAACUUGAUUUUUCUAUUAGUCAAGGAUAAAAAGGAUUUUAUAUAAAAUGAAAUUAUAUUUUAAAUAUUAUUAUAACUUUGUUAUUUUAUU
Molecule: messenger RNA, 1040 nt
Organism: Ichthyophthirius multifiliis
Lineage: Eukaryota; Ciliophora; Oligohymenophorea; Hymenostomatida
Product: ubiquitin- hect domain protein, putative
Exons: 2
Biological process (GO): positive regulation of protein catabolic process; protein polyubiquitination; proteasome-mediated ubiquitin-dependent protein catabolic process
Molecular function (GO): ubiquitin-protein transferase activity
Source: RefSeq, a predicted model, not a curated record